This is a messenger RNA of Cydia splendana, 2037 nucleotides long. RefSeq lists its product as uncharacterized. The coding region runs from base 2 to 304 and encodes 100 amino acids. The record is from RefSeq and is a predicted model, not a curated record. Lineage: Eukaryota; Metazoa; Arthropoda; Insecta; Lepidoptera; Tortricidae. The transcript is spliced from 3 exons.
GAUGAGCGAGCUCGCCAUAGCCGACAACGACGAUGUGUCAGACGAGGACGUCGAGACCAUCAUACGGCUCCUUCCCUUCCUCACGAUCCUGAACAUCCAGAAGUGCCGCGGCGUGACGUCGGACCUGGUGGUGUACCUGGCGCGCAUCAUGCGGCGCCGCAACCGCUGGCGGCUGCCCGCGCUGCGCCUGCGCCUCUACGGCACCGUCGUGCCCGACGCCAUGCCGAUGGUGUAUUCGUUUAUUCUGGACUUCGCGAAAGGCACGCAGCUCGAUCCAAAACCUAGCCCGUACUUAGGUUUUUGAUCCACUCUACUAGUUCAAAUAUACAGGGUGACUUUCCAACGCUUAACCACUCUGUCCUGGGAUAAUGUGCAAAACUCACUAUGGUACCAUCCUAUAUCGUAAGGAAAAAAAUUUGGCUGUCUUAUACAAAAUAUCGAUAGCCGAAAUGUAAAUAGUAGUUUUAUUUUCGCAAUAUUGGGCUGAGCCCAUAUAUUUUUCCUGUACAGAUUAAUUAUUUAGUCUACCUAGCUGCGUAUUAAUGCAUAUUUUGUAGAUUUAAAUAUUUAUUUACUUAAAUAACUUAUUAUUUUCAUAUGUAUGUAUGUAUAAACUCUUUAUUGUACAAAACACAAAUAUGGCACAGGAUAGGCAGUACAAAGGGGAACUUAUCCCUUUAAGGGAUUUCUUCCAGCUAACCUUUAUCAUAUUACCGCCACCGCAUCCCUUUUGGGGUUGUAUUCAUAAAUAUUCUUUCCUAGCUCAACAGUAUCUGUCUAUAUGACACAACUGUUCUAUAUAUUUAAAUGGGUUAGAUUGUUACAUAAUGUACCAAUGAUACUACGCUAAUGUGACACACCGGAAGGGAACUUAUACAGGAUGAAAUUUGUAACCUCAAGCCAUACUCUACGUAGUGACUUUAUAGGUCAUACUGAACAACUUUUAUUAUGGGACCCAUGCGGAAAACGCGAAAAAAAUAGGCUGUUUCAUACAUUAAGCUGACGUGAUGCCGCCGAUUUAUAUGGGACAGCCAAAUUGUUGUUCACGAUUUCGGCAAUGGUCUCAUAAUAAAAGUUAUUCGGUAUGACCUAUAAAGUCACGACGCAGAGUAUGGCUGCUGGUUAAAUUUCACCCUGUAUCUCAAAACCACAACAGUGGUUAUUCUUUUAUUGCGAGCCUUCCCAAAAAACUAUUAAGUACAUUUUAAUUAUGUAUAAAAACAAAUAAAAUGAUAAUGUAGUUAUAGAUGUCAUCACAGAAGCAUAAUAGCGUUAUAUAGGAAAUAUGUGGCGUUUUCAAUCAAAUGGGUACGUAUUGUCGGUUGUCAAAAAGACGCUAUUUCCAUAAUAUAGUUUCAAAAUUAAAUCACUCAUCGACAACCGACAAUGUGGUACCUUUUAGUUAAAACGUUACAUAUAAUAAUAAUUUGCAGGCUGAGUCUGAAAAGAUUGAUUAUACUCUAAGAACUGAAUAUAUACUAGUAUACCUACUAAACAAGUUUCGCUAUGCUACGCCGAAUCUGUAAAAAAAACCGGACCAGUGCGAGUCGGACUCGCCCACCGAGGGUUCCGUACUUUUUAGUAUUUGUUGUUAUAGCGGCAACAGAAAUACAUCAUCUGUGAAAAUUUCAAUUGUCUAUCACGGUUCGUAAGAUACAGCCCGGUGACAGACGGACGGACGGACGGACGGAUGGACGGACAGCGGGGUCUUAGCAAUAGGGGUACCCAAAGGGUAAAACGGGAACCCUUUGGGUACGGAACCCUAAAAAUGGCUACCUCAAUAAAAUCGUCAUUUUAGGUGAAAGUCUUGAAACAUAAUAAUAUAUUAAAACAGUUAUUUUUUUUUGCUAAUAGUUGGAAUGGAAUGGUUCAAAGUAUGGUUGGUAUUUACAUAAUCACCCUGUAUAUCCUGAGGAUACAAACUAAAUUGUAAUAUAUUCUUAAAAUAAUUGUCAGUUAUAGCUUAAAUAUUUUAGGUUACAUAAGUAUUAAUUUAUUUUUAUUUAAUUUAGAAUUAACACAAUAAAGAAUAUAAAG